Messenger RNA from Loxodonta africana (African savanna elephant), 1286 nucleotides. Its product is annotated as olfactory receptor 14C36-like. The transcript has a single exon. NCBI's taxonomy places the organism in Eukaryota, Metazoa, Chordata, Mammalia, Proboscidea, Elephantidae. The coding region runs from base 363 to 1286 and encodes 307 amino acids. Gene Ontology annotation, molecular function: odorant binding; olfactory receptor activity; G protein-coupled receptor activity. Gene Ontology annotation, cellular component: membrane. The record is from RefSeq and is a predicted model, not a curated record. Gene Ontology annotation, biological process: G protein-coupled receptor signaling pathway.
GAAAAUCAUCCAAUGAAAACUCUAUGGAUCACAACAAAACAUUUUCUGGUGCAGUGCUGGAGAAUGAGAAAGGUUGAAAGGCAACAAUGGACUCAAGCACGCCGGUGUUGAUGAGGAUGGCAGGGAACCGGCCCGUGAUUCAUUCUGUGUACGUGAGAUCUCCACAAGUCAGAGGCAACUCUACGGCAACUAACAACUACUAACCAAUAUCUAUUAGAGAGAAUAAAAUUGGAUAAAUGUGACAAUAAACUAAAUGUGAGACAAUAAGCAUAUUUAGGCUAAUUUCUUUCUACACUAUUAUUUUCCUUUUUUUUUAGGAUUAUUUGCCUCUGUCUCUGCUAUUCAAAGUCAAGUACCCAAAGAUGCCCAACUCUACCACAGUCACUGAAUUCCUGCUUAUGAGGUUUUCUGAUGUGUGGGAGCUCAGAGUCUUGCAUGCCAUGUUAUUCCUCAUGAUGUACGUGGCAACCCUGCUGGGGAACCUUCUCAUUGUCACAGUAACCACUCUCGCCCAGAGUCUUCACACCCCCAUGUAUUUCUUCCUUAGAAAUCUGUCUGUCCUGGACAUGUGCUACAUUUCCGUCACUGUACCCAAGGCAUGUGUCAUCUUCCUGCUUGACAACAGGGUAAUCUCCAUGGUUGGAUGUGCAGCUCAGAUCUUCCUUGUGAUUUUGUUUGCUUCUGCAGAGCUGUUAUUUCUCACCAUCAUGGCCCGUGACCGCUAUGUGGCCAUCUGCCAACCCCUCCACUACCCUGUGAUCAUGAACCCUCGGGCCUGUGUCCAAAUGACACUGGCCACCGUAUUCAGUGGUCUGAUCUAUGCAGGUGUGCACACUGGCAAUGCAUUCCGGUUGUCCUUCUGUCAUUCCAAUGUGGUCCAUCAGUUCUUCUGUGAUGUCCCAUCUCUGCUGAAACUCUCCUGCUCUGACACUCUCAGCAAUGAGAUUGUAAUUUUUGUCUCUGUAGUGGUUAUUGCAGGUGGCUGCUUUAUCUUCAUCAUCAUGUCUUAUAUUCACAUAUUUUCUGCUGUGCUCAAGCUUCCAACCAGAGGAGAGCGAGGAAAGGUCUUUUCUACCUGUGUUCCUCACAUUCUUGUGGUGACAGUCUUUGUCGUCUCAGGCAUUACGGUCUAUAUGAAGCCAACCUCCAAUUCACCUACAACUCAGGACAUGAUUAUUUCUGCGUUCUAUUCUAUAGUCCCUCCUUUCCUCAAUCCUAUUAUCUAUAGUCUCAGAAAUAAGCAGAUAAUUGAGGCUAUAAGGACAGUUAUGAGUAGAAUGCUCUAG